This is a messenger RNA of Trypanosoma cruzi, 453 nucleotides long. RefSeq lists its product as uncharacterized. Lineage: Eukaryota; Euglenozoa; Kinetoplastea; Trypanosomatida; Trypanosomatidae. The record is from RefSeq and is a predicted model, not a curated record. Bases 1 to 453 code for a protein of 150 amino acids. The transcript has a single exon.
AUGGAGCACCGGCAUGGUCGCAUUGGCCGAGAGUAUUAUUCGUGCCCGACAGCUCAAGCCCGAACCUCGCCGCACCACCGUGACAGGCGACUGGGAAGCCACGCACACGGACUCCACCUCACUAAUGGGAAGAGGCCGCACUGGUCCGCUUCCGCAGCGGGGUUUCGCACAAAUACGGAUGGCUGCUGCGGCCACUGCAACUCGCCAUCCCGAGCAAAUGCCGUCGCUGCGUCCCGGAUGCCCCACCGCAGGCACGCAAAGAACUUCGCACGGAAACUUCUUAGCCUCCCGCUGGACACCACCCCGACACGAUCCGACGCCCCGGCAUACCGCCCGGUGUGCGGCAAGCACUGCAGCUGCCGCGUGAGUGUCGUGACGCACGGGUUCAACUCCAGUGGCGUUGCGCGCUCCCUGGCGCUGUGGAAAGUCAAUUUUCCCAGUGAACCGGAAUAG